Molecule: messenger RNA, 1568 nt
Organism: Ilex paraguariensis (yerba mate)
Lineage: Eukaryota; Viridiplantae; Streptophyta; Magnoliopsida; Aquifoliales; Aquifoliaceae
Source: the annotation of a GenBank genome assembly
AUGUUAUCAAGUAGCAUUGCUCUUGCCCAUAUGUUCAUCGUCGGCCAGCCUCAAACCUUUGACUUGACAUUGUUAAUCACCGGUCCACCAACCUUCACAUCACUAGCCAUCACCGGCGACGACAUGGCAGGAACUUCCCCACGUACCAAAGCAGAACUAGGGUGCACAUCAGUCCAAGAACUGGUCAUCACCGGCGAUGACCUACCGGAACGGUACAUCUAUAAAGACAGCGACUAUGGAGUCAUGGAUGCCUCCCUUCCACUGAUGAAUAUGCCGAUUAUUGAUAUCGGGCGUCUCAAAUCUUCAUCGCCCACCGGAGAAGAAGAACUUGAAAAUCUGCGAUCAGCUCUCAGCUCAUGGGGUUGCUUCCAGGCAAUAAAUCACGGAAUAGAAAGUUCUUUCCUUGACAAAGUGCGAGAUGUUACCAAACAAUUGCUUGAACUUCCAAUGGAAGAGAAGCAAAGAUACUCCAGAGCACCUGAUGACAUUGAAGGGUAUGGGAAUGACAUGGUUCUUUCAGAUAAUCAAACUCUCGAUUGGACCGAUCGGUUGUUUCUUACAGUAAAUCCUGAAGAUCAGAGAAAGCUCAACUAUUGGCCUCAAAAUCCUGAAGUUUUUAGAGAAACUAUGCAUGAACAUGCCACCAAUUUACGACUGAUAGCAGAGGACCUCCUCAAGGCCAUGGCAAGGUCACUAAACUUGGAGGAGAACUGUUUCUUGAAUCAAUACGGAGAUGCAGCAAUUAUGCAGCUAAGAUUCAACUUCUACCCUCGGUGUCCGAGGCCUGACCUUGUUCUCGGCCUAAAACCUCAUGCAGAUGGAUCAGCAAUUACAAUUGUCUUGCAAGACAUAGAAGUUGAAGGGCUUCAAUUCCUGAAAGAUGACCAGUGGGGGAGGGUUCCUAUAAUGCCUCAUGCACUUCUCAUAAAUGUUGGCGAUCAAAUAGAGAUAAUGAGUAAUGGAAUUUUCAAGAGCCCAGUGCACAGGGUUGUGACCAACUCAAAGAGGGAGAGAAUCAGCCUGGCUAUUUUCUGUAGUCCAGAAUCAGGAAAGGAGGUUGAACCAGUGGAGGGGCUCAUUGAUGACAAGAGGCCAAGAUUAUACAAGAAAGUAAAAAACUAUGUUGACACUUAUUUCCAGUACUACCAGCAGGGCAAAAGACCAAUUGAUGCAGUGAAAGCUAUAAAUCAUGGAAUGACAAGCUCAUUCCUAGACCAAGUCCAUAAUGUGGGCAAACAAUUCUUUGCACUUCCAAUAGAAGAGAAGCAGAAAUACUCGAGAACAGUUGAUGACAUUGAAGGGUAUGGGAAUGAUUCAGUUCUUUCAGAGAACCAGACUCUUGAUUGGACAGACCGGUUGUACCUUAUAGUAAAUCCAGAGGAUCAGAGGAAGCUCAAGUUUUGGCCCAAAAAUCCUGAAAGUUUUAGGGAAACUUUACAUGAAUAUACAGUGAGACUAGGAUUGUUGAAUGAAUUCAUCCUCAAGGCCAUGGCAAGGUCAUUGAGUUUGGAGGAGAACAGCUUUCUGAACCAGUACGGCGACGGCGACCGAGCAACGAUGAUGGCAAG